CGCUGGACCUGCUCCAGGUACAUCUACAGACUCAGCAAGAGGUGAAGAAGAGAAUGACGGGAAUGGCAAUCACUGUCAUAAGGAACGACGGCUUUUUUGCGCUAUACAACGGCCUGAGCGCGUCCCUCUUCAGACAGAUCACAUACUCCAUGACCCGCUUUGCCAUCUACGAGACUGUGCGAGACCGCAUGUCCCAGGACAACAAGGCCCCCCUCCCAUUCUACCAGAAGGUGCUGCUGGGAGCAUUCGGCGGUUUUACAGGGGGCUUCGUAGGGACCCCGGGCGACAUGUUGAAUGUCAGAAUGCAAAAUGAUGUGAAACUUCCGGCCCACCUGAGGCGCAACUAUGCUCACGUGUUGGACGGCAUGUUCAGAGUCAUUAAAGAAGAGGGAUUCCGGAAGCUUUUCUCGGGGGGCACCAUGGCAUCCAGCAGAGGGGCUCUCGUAACUGUGGGCCAGUUAGCGUGCUAUGACCAGGCUAAGCAGCUUGUUCUGAACACCGGCGUCAUGUCUGAUAACAUUUUCACCCACUUUCUUGCCAGUUCAAUUGCAGGUGGAUGCGCUACAUUCCUUUGUCAGCCGCUGGAUGUCAUGAAGACUCGACUGAUGAAUUCCAAGGGGGAGUACAGGGGAGUCGCCCACUGUGCUAUGGAGACCGCACAACUGGGACCACUGGCCUUCUACAAGGGUCUUGUUCCGGCCGGCAUCAGGCUCGUCCCGCACACCGUCUUGACCUUCGUGUUUCUGGAGCAGCUGCGCAAGUACUUCGGGAUCCGGGUCCCCGCUUAAUACUGGCCGCAGGGGAAGGUGGUCGACGCCACCUUCUCCAUCUUGAAAUCACUACUGAGAAGAAAAGAACUUGAGGGCCGCCGGUGCCUCCAUCAGCGCCGCUUUAUGGCAGUGUGCAAUUGACUUUGCCGAGGCGGAUCCCGCAAGAGCAGAUGGAUUCACAAUAGGACAUUACAGGACGACAUUUUUUUUUCUUCCAGCCACUCGGUUCUGAGUAGUCACGUGACCUCACAGGCAACGGUGCUGUCAAAUCAUGUUCUCUGAUGUGUAUCUGUUAUGACGAGUAGCUGUUGCAG
Molecule: messenger RNA, 1084 nt
Organism: Nanorana parkeri
Lineage: Eukaryota; Metazoa; Chordata; Amphibia; Anura; Dicroglossidae
Gene: SLC25A10
Product: solute carrier family 25 member 10
Exons: 15
Coding region: 54-788 (244 amino acids)
Biological process (GO): malate transmembrane transport; thiosulfate transport; succinate transmembrane transport
Molecular function (GO): succinate transmembrane transporter activity; thiosulfate transmembrane transporter activity; oxaloacetate transmembrane transporter activity
Source: RefSeq, a predicted model, not a curated record